This is a messenger RNA of Staurois parvus, 343 nucleotides long. The record is from the annotation of a GenBank genome assembly. Lineage: Eukaryota; Metazoa; Chordata; Amphibia; Anura; Ranidae.
GCGCUGUCACGUGGCUGGGAGAGGUCGGAAAUCGAAAUGGCAGAAAAAGAAGACGCUUGCGGGAUGGUUCUGAAGAUGUAUAUGACAUCGGUGACCAGUUUCCCGGGAGACAAAGUCUAAACAGCUGGAAAUGGUUCGGGUUUUGGACACUUGUGGACAACCCUAUUCAACAGUGGAUAUAGCCGUGGACAACAAUUUACGAACAGAAAUGAGAGAGAAAUGUGGCAACCCCAAUGCACUUCCUCCUCAGUUGUGCCUGGGUGACAAGUACCUUGGGGGCUAUGAAGAGGUGAUGGCUGCAGUGGAAGAUGGUACAUUGAAUAACUUCCUAGGACAAAACUAG